Molecule: messenger RNA, 1158 nt
Organism: Andrographis paniculata
Lineage: Eukaryota; Viridiplantae; Streptophyta; Magnoliopsida; Lamiales; Acanthaceae
Exons: 4
Coding region: 1-1158 (385 amino acids)
Source: RefSeq, a predicted model, not a curated record
AUGUCGUCGUCUUCGUCGCACUCCGUGACAGUAGUCUGCGUAAAGCAAGUGAAGCAAGACGUCGCGGAUGAAUGGGACGAGAGCAUGCCGUUGCCCGGCGACAUCAUUGAAGGGGUCGCCGAGCACGAUGUCGACGAUGCGUUCAUAUCCGCUAAGGCAAGAUCCGAACUCAGCUUGCACUUGGGGAAAAUCAACCGCGUCGCCGAGCACGCGUGGCUUAAGGUGAGACGGGGGCCCGGCACAGUGAAACUCCGAGUCUGCGUCGUCCCGGAUAGACAUGGGAAGCUGCAGAAACGGUUCACCGUUAGAGCCGAGACGGAUGAACGGCAUGUCGCCGUUCUUGCGGACCUUACUUUCAAAGAAUGCUUUGAUCUACAAGAGAUGAGCAGGAGAGUGAUCAAUUUGGAUUUCCGGGGAUUUCGACAAAAGGGGAUAAAAUACGACUGGAAAAAUAAGGUAGGAACGUACCUGCCCGAUCAUCGUGCGACAGUCGUUAGCUCCAUUCUUUUCCUACCUCGGGCGAGAGAGGCAAGUACUGAUCGAAUCACUGGAAGGGCCAUGGCGUGGUUCUCCGCAGCAAUGUCAUCGGGGAUUCCUCUAAUCUUUAUCAACAUCCAGACCGAACAAGUUAUGAUCACCUCGGAGAGGAACCACGCAACAGCCGGGAAAGAGACAAUCAGGGGCGGACAGCAAAGCAACAGCAACACCGUCGUGAACAUCGAAAAAGGUAUACGACUAUGGUUUCUCCCCGGCAUUGCAGAGAUUUUGCUUGAGCUGUUUCCUGAAACCGGAGAAUCCAGAUUCGGGUUAGACAUGAGAAGAACCGAAGAGGGAUUCAUCUGCGUCAAUUCAGUAACACAAGGCACAGCAGCGGCGCGCGCAGGGCUGGGCGAUUUAUUUGAGGAGGCGAAAAGAAGCGAGCACCUGCUCAUCGUCUCUAGGCUGCAAGGGAAGAGCUUGACACCUUCAACUGUUGACUCCGAGGGCUUAAUCCAUUGCUGCGACAACAACGAAAUUAAGGAAGCAUUGUUUUCAGCUAUGGAGAGACGAGACAGCAUUCAGCUCCACGUCAUGUCCUGGCCAAAGAAGACGACGGCUGCAUCGUCUGCGCCAACAUCCCAAUCCGGGCCUGCUGCAACUCUUCACCCUCCGAAUUGA